UAUAUACUAUCCGCCAACCCAGUUCAGACCUCUAACCUAGUUUACGGCUGCCCUGAAAGUGGUGGAGCGAAGAAGUGAAGCAACAGGUUCAUAUGGCUUCUGCUGUACCACGCUUGGAAUCAUUAGAACAGUUAGAGGAUGUUGGUCAACAGUUCAUAUUGGUUCGGGCUAAUGAAGCAGUGGAGAACGGUUUGAGGUGUGGCAAAGUUCUCAAUGACGGGAGGGCUAAGAAACAUGUCAAGUGUCCACAUAACUGUGUGCUAGGCGUUUUAUUUUCUAAUGAAAAUGGAGAAAGACCUUACUGUAUUCAUCAAGGAUGGAGGAUGACCUUAAAGAUGUGUUAGAAAUUUUGGGGCCUCGUAAGGUUUGGGAAUUGGAUGGUGUAUGCAAAUUUUAUAAGCUGGAAGCGGAUCGUCUAAUAAUGCUUAGAAAUCUAUUGGAAGGUGUAAUCUACUGCAUCGAACAAGGUCUUUGGGUACGAGAAUUGACUACCGAGAUGAUUGUGUUUUUAGAUGACGAUCCAACAUUUUUAAGGCCUAAGAUCAUCGACUGUAUGUUGUCUGCUGCCCCUGUUGGAAAGGCAUGGGGGAAGACUGCGGAACUAAUGGGACUUCAUGAUAUCAUUAAAGAUCAACUGACCUUUGGCAGACCAGAUAUCGUGCAUGAGAAUCCCGAUUUUAAUUCAUUUAUGACAUGUUUGAGGAAUAAUUGUGCUGCCCCUUUGGCUGGGAAGGAUGCUAGUGGAAAUUGCAGAGAGUGUGGAUUGCUUAUGCAUCCACUCUUUCUGAAUGAUGAACAGUAUGCAACUUAUGUUGAAACUGUCUACAACCAGAUGCAUGGUAAAGGCAGAUUUCAACGUUAUUCUUUAAAGAGCCAUAGAAUUCUCUGAGGAUGAUCUUCAGCUGGAUAAUAGAAGGGCCGGUACCGACUUGCAUAACUGGAAGUCCAUAAUGAAUAGGGCGUCGUGGCAUCCCAUACGCAAUUCAUAUUCUGAAAGACAUUGGCACUACACAACAGAAGUUUAUCACCUUGUUUGUUUUUUACGUGGUGCGAUGGUACACAUCAAUGACAAUAUAAAAUCUAUGGAAGAUGCUGUUUACAGAUAUGAAUUUGGCAAAUUUCUGAAGGAAAAUUUGCCGAAGUAGGUUCCUUACUUAUUCGAAGUCUAUGGCCCUUGUGGAAGAAGUGCUUAGGGUGGAUACUGAAGUGUAGGUUAACUGUCAGUUUUUUGUUGUCUAUGUCUCAAGUCUAGGUUAACUGUCAGUGGCAAUUUUUUCGUCAUCUGUCUCUGAUAUGACAAAUGUGAUAGAGACUUUUAGUAGAGCUGAUUAUGUGACGGGCAAGAAUAGGAACAUUUCUUUUCAAAGUUGGAAUUGUUGCCAAGGGUCCAUCUCAUCAAAGACUGGCCUGAUAAGUAAAUAUUUCAAAGAUAUCUAUAUACCUGCUUAUGUUCAAGUAUUAUCCAGUAGUGUAUGUUUGCGUAUAUUUUCAUGAA
Molecule: messenger RNA, 1495 nt
Organism: Papaver somniferum (opium poppy)
Lineage: Eukaryota; Viridiplantae; Streptophyta; Magnoliopsida; Ranunculales; Papaveraceae
Exons: 7
Coding region: 317-889 (190 amino acids)
Source: RefSeq, a predicted model, not a curated record